Molecule: messenger RNA, 4100 nt
Organism: Prunus persica (peach)
Lineage: Eukaryota; Viridiplantae; Streptophyta; Magnoliopsida; Rosales; Rosaceae
Product: pentatricopeptide repeat-containing protein At3g02330
Exons: 9
Coding region: 239-3145 (968 amino acids)
Biological process (GO): RNA modification
Molecular function (GO): RNA binding; protein binding
Source: RefSeq, a predicted model, not a curated record
ACGCGCGCUGCCUUUGCUGCAUUUCAGUGAGGAAUUUUAUCGAGCUGGUGGUACCACUCUUGCCUCCUAUGGUGUUUUCCGGCCUUCCGGGGGUCAAGUGACCACCCUUUCCCCAACGCGCCUGCUCCAGCGGUUCCUUCCACUCGCACGGAGUCGUAUUGAGACCGCUCAAGCUCAGGAUGGGCAAUAUCUCCGACCUUCUGACCCUGCUUAUGAGCAAGUACUGGAUUCCUUAGCCAUGGUAGCUCGACAUAAACACAUACCUCUUUUAGAAGCGCUUCUAAGAUGGAGAGAAAGUGAAUCACCAAAAGGUGAAAAUGAGGCAUCUACAUUCCAAAGAAAGCCCAGCAUGCGGUGGAGUGCAUUUUUUGUUCAGCAUGUAUUCGCUUUUUCGAGUGCUGUCCGCAAGAAGGACUUGCAGAGAAACUUUGGUCUGGGCUUGAAAUCUCUUUACCAACAAACACAACAACCCAUUUACUCAUUUUCUACUCUUGCACAGAACCAAACAACACCCACCAAGAAUUUCAAAACAUUCUCCCACAUUUUCCAGCAAUGCUCCCAUGGCAGAGCUCCGAAUCCAGGAAAACAAGCCCACGCUCGCAUGAUAGUUUCUGGGUUUGAGCCCACUGUCUUUGUUACAAAUUGUUUGAUCCAAAUGUACGUAAAGUGUGGCGUUUUGGAAUAUGCAAGUAAGGUGUUUGAUGGAAUGCCGCAGCGGGACACGGUCUCGUGGAACACCAUGAUUUUUGGGUAUGCUGAGAGUGGAAACAUGGGGUUUGCGCAGUCUUGUUUUGAUGUUAUGCCCGAGAGAGAUGUGGUCUCUUGGAAUUCUUUGAUUUCAGGGUACUUGCAGAAUGGUGACUAUCAUAAGUCUAUUGAAGUUUAUGUGAAUAUGGGGAAUGUGGGUGUGGAAUUCGACUGUACUACGACUGCUAUGGUUCUGAAAGCAUGUUCUGUUAUGGAAGAGAUUGGUUUGGGGAUUCAAAUUCAUUGUGUUUCAGUCAAGAUGGGUUUUGAUAUUGAUAUGGUCACAGGAAGUGCUUUAGUAGAUAUGUAUGGGAAGUGUAAGGAACUGGAUUGCUCACUUCGGGUUUUCCGUGAAUUGCCUGAAAAGAAUUGGGUUUGUUGGAGCUCUGUGAUUGCAGGUUCUGUUCAGAAUGACCAGUUUGUCAAGGGUAUAGAUCUGUUUAAGGAGAUGCAGAAAGCAGGAGUCGGGGUAAGCCAAUCUAUCUAUGCUAGUGUCUUCAGGUCCUGUGCAGGAUUAUCUGCAUAUAGGUUAGGCACUCAGUUUCAUGUACAUGCUAUAAAGACAGACUUCCUAUAUGAUGUGAUAGUUGGAACUGCCACAUUGGACAUGUAUGCAAAAUGUGGCAGUAUGUCUGAUGCUAGAAAGAUAUUCAACUUGAUGCCAAAUCGUAGUUUGCAGUCAUAUAAUGCAACUAUUGUUGGCUAUGCUCGAAAUGAGCAUGGUUUUGAAGCUCUUGAGUUAUUUCUGCUUUUGCUGAAGUCUGGUCUUGGUUUUGAUGAGAUAACAUUAUCUGGUGCACUCAGUGCUUGUGCAGUGAUCAAGGGGCAUUUGGAGGGGCUUCAACUGCAAGCAUUAGUGGUUAAGAGUAGCUUGAGAUCAAAUAUAUGUGUAGCAAAUGCCAUUUUGGACAUGUAUGGUAAAUGUGGAGAUCUGUUUGGGGCCUCUCGCGUGUUUGAUGAGAUGGUAAGUAGAGAUGCUGUGUCUUGGAAUGCAAUUAUUGCAGCUCAUGGACAGAAUGAAAAUGAAAAGGAGACACUUUCAUUCUUCGUUUCCAUGCUCCGCUCAAGGAUGGAGCCGGAUGAGUUCACCUUUGGCAGUGUUCUAAAAGUGUGUGCGGCUCAACAUUCUUUAAAUUAUGGGAUGGAAAUCCAUAGCAGAAUUUUUAAAUCUGGAAUGGGCAUGAACUUGUUUAUUGGAGGUGCCCUUGUCGAUAUGUACUGCAAGUGCGGAAUGAUGGAAGAGGCAGAAAAGAUACAUGACAGAACAGAAGAACAAACCAUGGUUUCAUGGAAUGCAAUCAUAUCUGGUUUCUCACUACAUAAGCAAAAUGAGGAUGCACAGAGAUAUUUCUCUCAGAUGUUGGAAAUGGGUGCAGAACCUGAUAACUUCACAUACGCAACGGUUCUUGAUACCUGUGCUAAUUUGGCUACUGUUGGACUUGGGAGGCAGAUCCAUGCUCAGAUUAUCAAGCAUGAAUUGCAAUUAGAUGUAUACAUAACCAGCACUCUUGUCGAUAUGUACUCAAAGUGUGGCAACAUGCAAGAUUCUUAUCUAAUGUUCAAAAAGGCACCUAAGCGAGAUGCUGUUACAUGGAAUGCCAUGAUUUCUGGGUAUGCAAACUUCGGCCUUGGAGAAGAUGCCCUUAGAAUUUUUGAGAACAUGCAGCUUGAGAAUGUUAAGCCAAACCACUCCACUUUUGUUUCAAUACUCCGAGCCUGUGGACAUAUAGGACAAGUUGAAAAGGGUUUGCAUUAUUUCCGCACAAUGCGUAAUGACUAUGGUUUACACCCUCAAUUGGAGCAUUACUCAUGUAUGGUGGAUAUCAUAGGGAGGUCAGGUCAAGUUCAUGAGGCCCUGAGGCUUAUUCAAGAUAUGCCUUUCGAAGCUGACGACAUUAUAUGGAGGACGCUGCUUAGCAUUUGCAAGCUCCAUGGAAAUGUAGAAGUGGCUGAAAAAGCAGCCAGCUCUAUUUUGCAACUGGAUCCUCAAGAUUCUUCUACCUAUGUUCUACUAUCAAAUAUAUAUGCUGAAGCUGGAAUGUGGGGUGAGGUCUCGAAGAUGAGGAAAACAAUGAAGCAUAGCAAAUUGAAGAAAGAGCCUGGUUGCAGCUGGAUUGAGGUGAAAGAUGAGUUACAUGCAUUCCUGGUUGGGGACAAGGCUCAUCCAAGAUGUAACGAGGUGUAUGAGAAGCUCGAUUUGCUAGUUGCUGAGAUGAUGAGAGUUGGAUAUAGGCCGGAAAUUGAUGCCCUGCUUGAUGAGGAGAUGGAAGAACAGGAGCUUGAAGAUAAGCUCAAAAUUAGACAAGACCCAUCGUUUCAUGGCCUUGGAAUGUCUUCACCGAGUUUGAGCUUUUACUUGAGAGUCCACACAGAGGAUCAGCCACCUAAUUGUACAUGAGACUACUUGACAGUGUAACCUCACAACUCUUGACAGUUCUGAAGAAAGGAAUGCUUACUCAGGACAUCCAACAUGAUAAACUUGUCGAGUUCCGUGUGACCUUGAUUUUGCCAUGAACCAUAUGAUACUCAAAUUGCUGAAGCAAGAUAGUACUAGUGAAGCAAAGGUUAUUGGUCUCCGUUCUUUGCUUGCCAUUGUCAUGUCAACUUCAAGUAGCUGAAGUUUUCAACUGAUCUUCCUUUGAGUCUUCAUAUGCCAAAAAUAUGAACCUGAACCAAUAUUAUAAUCGAUGUCUUGAAAAAGCAUGAGGGAUGACAUCAUGCAGAGCUGCUAUUGGGAUUCUGGUGUCCAUUUAAUUUUGGACGAGAAUCUGAUGCAACCCCUCCUGACGUGACACUUCAAUCUGUAAUAUUUGAGAGCCUUGAUAAGAACAGGGCAGAGGUUAUGCAACGUUUGGCUCAUAUCACAUCUGUUGAGUUGGGUGGGAAGACUAAUGAGUCACAAGAUGCAGACAACAAAUUGGAUCAGAGGCUUAUGUGUGCAAUGUUUGUAUGUUCGUCCGCCAAAUAAUAGAGAAGCUGGUAGUAUAGUUGCAGCCCAAGAUCUUUACCAUCUAAUUUUGUCCGUCUCUAAAAUCUUGAUCUGAGGCACAUAUAGUAAGUACUGUUAGAGCAUGCAGCCGCAAUGACUCUUGGCCGCUCGCAUCUGGAAGCAUGUGAAAUCAUGUUUACUGAGCUUGCUGCAUCUUUCAUUGAUGAGGUUUCUUCUUCGGACACACAGGGAAAAGCAAAGUGGAAGGUGCUGUAUGGUUAAACUCCUCAAAUUUCUUUUGUUUGAUGCUUUGACAUUUGAAGAAGACACUGUGCAUUAUUGCAUUAUCUAUUUUCUGAAUAUGUACUGGAGAGUGCGUCGAUUUGCAGUACUUUAUAGUUGUGUUACUUGAUAUUGAACUCUA